Molecule: messenger RNA, 871 nt
Organism: Coregonus clupeaformis (lake whitefish)
Lineage: Eukaryota; Metazoa; Chordata; Actinopteri; Salmoniformes; Salmonidae
Product: cytochrome c
Exons: 3
Coding region: 113-427 (104 amino acids)
Biological process (GO): mitochondrial electron transport, cytochrome c to oxygen; mitochondrial electron transport, ubiquinol to cytochrome c
Cellular component (GO): mitochondrial intermembrane space
Molecular function (GO): electron transfer activity; heme binding
Source: RefSeq, a predicted model, not a curated record
AAUGCCGGUGCCUCUAAAAUAAUGUGACCUUCCAUUACGCCCGCAGUAGGACCAUUCCAUAGGCAGCCGAUAAUUCCUUGGGUGGUUUAAAAGAUAUUAAUCAAAGGUUACUAUGGGUGACAUUGCAAAGGGAAAGAAGGCCUUCGUUCAGAAAUGCGCCCAGUGCCACACUGUCGAAGAGGGUGGGAAGCACAAAGUGGGUCCAAACCUUUGGGGUCUGUUCGGACGUAAGACUGGUCAGGCUGAGGGCUACUCCUACACAGACGCCAACAAGAGCAAAGGCAUUACUUGGGGUGAAGCCACCCUGAUGGAGUACUUGGAAAACCCAAAGAAAUACAUUCCAGGAACAAAGAUGAUCUUUGCUGGCAUCAAGAAGAAGGGCGAGCGCCAAGACCUUGUUUCAUAUUUGAAGUCUGCGACGUCGUAAAACAUUGUAUUUGAAGAUAAAUAUUUAAGUUAAAUGUAUUUUUAGUAUGUUUGCUGUCCAUUUUUGAUCUGUACUUCAAUGACACAAAAUCACUAUAUAAUGGCCAGGACUCAUCAAUCUUUGUGUUGUCAUGGAAUGUGUCCAAUGCCAGACCCAUCUUACUUGUGAACAGAAUCUAAUUUCACUUGAUUUCAUGCUGUUAAUGCUGAGAUAUCAGUCAUGGUUGAUCAGCUGGUGGUUACUGAAGGUCCCUGGUUUCCCUCCCUCCUGAAGGAAUGACAAUAUAUCCCCUGGUUUAACAGGAGCUGUUGAAAGUUAAGUUAUUUUACUGUAAUGAAAGUUAUAAGUAUUCCAGAAGGCUGUUUGUAAUUGAAGUGGCUAUAUGCACAAUGGUAGCUAUGGUAUGUACCUGAAGGAAUUGAUCAAUAAACUGCUAUAAUAGAG